AUUGGCGCUGAUAUUUGUGGAUUCUUUGGUGAUACAACUCCUGAAUUGUGUAAAAGAUGGAUGCAACUUGGUGCCUUCUAUACUUUUAGUAGAAACCACAACGGCUUCGGAUACACGGUAUUUUCUCUAUUUACUUCUAUUUAUUUAGUUUCAAGCAAGUAG
Messenger RNA from Lottia gigantea (owl limpet), 162 nucleotides. RefSeq lists its product as hypothetical. Gene Ontology annotation, biological process: carbohydrate metabolic process. The record is from RefSeq and is a predicted model, not a curated record. Lineage: Eukaryota; Metazoa; Mollusca; Gastropoda; Lottiidae. The transcript has a single exon. Gene Ontology annotation, molecular function: alpha-1,4-glucosidase activity. The annotation marks the transcript as partial.